AUGUUGUCGAUCCGAGACGAGAACGCCGUCAACGCGGCCCAGGCUGCUCGACUUGCCCCCGGAAAGAGCCAAAUGGCUCCCAAGACCCCUGGAGCCCGAUACCCGAAGACGCCUUUGAAAAUUCCCCUCAAUGAUGAGAAUGCCGUCAACGCAGGCAAGUCGGUGCUUGCACCCAAGUCCAAUGCGAACGGACCUAUUCAGGGCACCGCCAAGAAGCAGAACCUCGUCACUCCCUCCGAGACACGUGCUCGGGCGCCACUUGGAAACAAAACCACCAACGCAAAGGCAAAGAGCACCCAGAACACCGGAGUGAAGGACAUUGCCAAGGACUUUGAGAAGACCCAGACGAAGCCCACGACCACCAAGAAGCUGAAGCAGCGGUCUCCCGGCGCUGCUCCCCUCAAGCUCGAGGUGCGAAACGACCAAGCUGGCCCUGCGGAUGAGCCUGACGUGGAAUAUGCGCCGCCCCCGGCCAAAGACUUGCCCUACCAGUCUGACAUUAUUGAGGGAGACUUGACUUUCGAGGGGCUGAAGCCAGAGAACUUGCUCAAGGGCUACUACAACCACUUCUACAACCCUAUGGGCGAGGACGGUGUCAGACUUCAGGACAGACAGCAGCAACAGAAGCUCAAGAAGGCCCUGAAGGAGACCGACGACCGUAUUCUCCGGGACAUCCAAGAGAUGGACUGGUCCGUUGCUGACGUCCCCGAGACGGCAGCUUUUGGCCGCAGGAAGGCUCCCACCCCUGCCCCCAAUCCAGCCGUUGCAAAGAAGACUGUGGGAGGCAAGUAUCCUCCUACCAUCGCCUCUCGAAGGGCUGCAUCCGCUUUGUCGAUGGCCACCGGCUCUACCAUCAAGCAGAGGAAGCCCGUUGAGCCCACCACCACGGCCAGAAGACCCCUCUCGUCUAUUAUUCCCCGCACUAGGCCUGCCAGAGCAGCUCUGGCCUCCAAGUCCUCCAACGCAGAGAGUGCCGUUGGCGAAGCGGCCUCCAGAAGUACCAUUGGCUACAACAAGGGUCGUUCGGCCUCGUCCUUCGUCAGUGGACGAGCCAGGCCUGCCGCAGGAGCGCGACCUGCGUCAAUGGAUGUCUCCACACUUGUUCCCCGGAAGACUGUCGUCCGACGUGAGGCAUCCCCAAAGAAGCCGGACGGACACGCCGAGGACGCUGAGGAACUUGGCCGCCUCCAGUUCCUCUCCAUCUUUGAUCCGGCCGGAGACGACGAGAACGAUGUCCUCGGCAAUGCUGGUCCCAAGAACGAGGACUUUGAAGAUGAUGAGUUCGAGAUGAACUUGAACUUGUAG
Molecule: messenger RNA, 1305 nt
Organism: Colletotrichum chrysophilum
Lineage: Eukaryota; Fungi; Ascomycota; Sordariomycetes; Glomerellales; Glomerellaceae
Exons: 2
Coding region: 1-1305 (434 amino acids)
Source: RefSeq, a predicted model, not a curated record